Messenger RNA from Opisthorchis viverrini, 315 nucleotides. RefSeq lists its product as hypothetical. The record is from RefSeq and is a predicted model, not a curated record. The transcript is spliced from 2 exons. Bases 1 to 315 code for a protein of 104 amino acids. NCBI's taxonomy places the organism in Eukaryota, Metazoa, Platyhelminthes, Trematoda, Opisthorchiida, Opisthorchiidae.
AUGGCGAGAUGGUUCAAGUGGUUAGGGCGCGGAUUUACUGACCGGAAGGUCCUUGGUUCGAAUCCGACCUCUGCCUCUCGGUUUUUCCUGUCCAUGCUUGAGCAACCUGGCAGUAUCCCACCCCUCGUGUUCCCUUCAGGUGGCGUGGCAAUUAGGCACGUUGAAGCCACUCUAGGGACACGGGCCAAACGAAGGCAUGCCCUGAUUGGUCGGAAUGCCAGCCAAUCCGGAUCAACCAUCUCUGACUCGACGCUUCUCGCCCCCUCACGGAGAUUCCGGCCGGACCUAACGGAACACUCGGUAACUACCUCAUAA